GAUAGGCGCUUUUAGAUAACAAUUUAAUAAUUGAUUUUAAUUAAAAAAAAAUGCUGAUUUAAUUUUUAAAUGAUCACUUGUUUUGUUUCUAAAAUUUUUAUCUUACAUUGUACAAAAUCAAAACAUGGAGAAAAAUAAGAUUGAAAUGAUUACCUCGACAAAUGAUUACCUCGUAUUUCUUCCAAGAAGAAUCUUUUCUACUCAUAUACUAUGUAAAAACGAUCUUCAAAACAUUUCUUCUGACAAUUUGCUCAUUACUUCCGGUAAUUUAAAAAAAAACCAGUAUGAAAAAGCCAGGGAAAUGUACGAGCAGUUAAACAAUUUACCAGUUUUUGCUAAAUAUGAUUUAGCCUGGAUGUAUUUUAAUGGUCUUGGUGGCGAAAGAAGGGUGUCAGAUGCUGUAAAGUUGAUGCAAGAAAUAACAAAUCAGAGUCACCCAUCUGAUAUUAUUUACUGUGCAUACUUUAAUAUUGGAUGUGCCUAUUAUGAAGGAGUUGGUGUUAAACAGUCAGAUGUAGAAGCUGAAUAUUGGUGGUUACAGGCAGCUCAGGAUGGAUUUACCGGAGGAUGUGUGAAAGCUAUGUCAGUUCUUGGAAUGUAUUACUCAAGGCUGGGUGAAGAAAAAUAUGAUUUGAAAAAGGCUCACUAUUGGCAUCAAGAAGCAACAGGUAAUGGCAGCAUUGAAUCACAAACAGCUCUUGGAGUAAUGUAUGAAAAUGGGAUUUAUGUUAAAAAAGAUGUCAAAGCUUCAUUUAAAUGUUUUAAAUCAGCAGCUGAACGUGGAGGUGUUUAUGCAAUGGGUCAUCUAGCAUUACAAUAUUACAAACACAAAAUGUUUAAAAAUGCAGCUAUUGUUUCAAAAAGAGUUGGUUCAUUAGAUGAUUCGUUGUAUUUUUCUAAGAAGACUGAUAGUUUAGAAUUUUAUGUUAAAAAAGGUAUUGCAAUGGGAUGUUUUGUUUAUGGGCGUUGUAUUGAGCACAAAUUAGGAGAUGUAAAUGCAAACGAAGAUCCAAACUACUGGUAUAAAAGGGCGGUGUAUUUUGAUAUGGAUACUUCACAAUAUCUUCAAAAUCUUAUACCAUAUGGAGGUGGUAUUACUGAAAAAAACUUUCUAAGAAUCAAAGAUGGUUGCAACGCAAAAGAAUAUCAUUGGUCAGCUAGGUCUACUAAAGACUCAGGAAUGUAUCAUCGUAGAUCAGACAUUUAUAUGGGUUCUCCUUUGUAUCCUUCUGAAUACUCAAUUAAAGUUUGUAGCAAAGAUCGUAUUGACAAAUUGCGUGCAAUUCUCAGCUGUACAUAAAAAGUUUGAUAGGCAUUUAAAAUAAAUGUGAUGAAACUGUUAAUAAAUAAACAUAUUUGUUUCACAGAAUUGAAAAUUAAAGACUAAACAAUAAAAGAUGUUAUUUCUUGACUUGAUCAAAAAAUAAUAAAAAAUAUUUUCACA
Molecule: messenger RNA, 1444 nt
Organism: Hydra vulgaris (swiftwater hydra)
Lineage: Eukaryota; Metazoa; Cnidaria; Hydrozoa; Anthoathecata; Hydridae
Source: RefSeq, a predicted model, not a curated record